CCAUAAGUCAGACACCUUCUUCCUCUGUGGGUUCUCCAAGAAGUACAAAUUCAUCUGUAGAAGGGGGAAAAGAAGUGAGCCGUCACCAUGAGUACGGACGCGGAGAUGCAAAUCUACGGCAAGGCUGCCAUAUACCUCCGUAAGCCUGAGAAGGAGAGGAUGGAGGCACAAACCGCACCGUUUGAUUCAAAGAACGCCUGCUAUGUGGCAGACACCAAGGAGCUGUACCUUAAGGGUCUGGUCACUGCAAGGGCUGAUGGGAAGUGUACUGUAACAGUCACGCAUCCUGACGGCACUAAGGACGAAGGAAAAGAGUUCAAAGAAGCAGACGUCUACCAGAUGAACCCCCCUAAGUACGACAAGAUUGAGGACAUGGCCAUGAUGACCUACCUGAAUGAAGCCUCUGUGUUGUAUAACCUCAAAGAGCGUUAUGCAGCAUGGAUGAUCUAUACCUACUCUGGGCUCUUCUGUGCCACGGUGAACCCCUACAAGUGGCUUCCCGUGUACGACAUGGAGGUUGUCAAUGCCUACAGAGGGAAGAAGAGGAUGGAGGCUCCACCCCAUAUCUUCUCCGUCUCUGACAACGCCUUUCAGUUCAUGCAGAUUGACCAGGAGAACCAGUCCGUCCUGAUUACUGGAGAAUCCGGUGCAGGAAAGACUGUCAACACCAAGCGUGUCAUCCAGUACUUCGCCACCAUUGCAGUUUCUGGUGUCAAGAAGGAAGUUGACCCCAGCAAAAUGCAGGGGUCUCUUGAGGAUCAGAUCAUUGCAGCUAACCCUCUGCUGGAGGCUUACGGUAAUGCCAAGACAGUUAGGAACGACAACUCAUCUCGCUUUGGUAAAUUCAUCAGGAUUCACUUCCAAGGUAGCAAACUGGCUAAAGCUGACAUUGAGACCUACCUGCUAGAGAAGUCCAGAGUGUCCUUCCAGCUUCCGGAUGAGAGAGGCUACCACAUCUUCUUCCAGAUGAUGACCAAUCACAAACCUGAUAUUAUUGAAAUGUCGCUCAUCACCACCAACCCCUACGACUUCCCCAUGUGCAGCCAGGGUCAGAUCACUGUGGCCAGCAUCAACGACAAGGAAGAGCUGGAUGCCACAGACGAUGCCAUUACAAUCCUGGGCUUCAGUAAUGAUGAGAAAAAUAGCAUCUACAAGCUGACAGGAGCUGUAUUGCACCAUGGCAACUUGAAAUUCAAGCAGAAACAGCGUGAGGAGCAGGCCGAGCCAGACGGCACAGAGGUGUCUGAUAAAAUCGGCUACCUGCUGGGCCUGAACUCAGCUGAGAUGCUGAAGGCUCUCUGCUACCCCAGAGUGAAGGUCGGCAACGAGUAUGUGACCAAGGGACAGACUGUGCCUCAGGUUAAUAACUCAGUCUCGGCUCUGGCCAAGUCCAUCUAUGAGAGGAUGUUCUUGUGGAUGGUCAUCCGUAUCAACGAGAUGUUGGACACCAAGAAUCCAAGGCAGUUCUAUAUCGGUGUGCUUGACAUUGCCGGGUUUGAGAUCUUUGAUUACAACAGCAUGGAGCAGCUGUGCAUCAACUUCACCAAUGAGAAACUGCAACAGUUUUUCAACCACACCAUGUUCGUCCUUGAACAAGAGGAGUACAAGAAGGAGGGAAUCGUCUGGGCCUUCAUUGACUUCGGCAUGGACUUGGCUGCCUGCAUUGAGCUUAUUGAGAAGCCAUUGGGAAUCUUCUCCAUCCUUGAAGAGGAGUGCAUGUUCCCCAAGUCUUCAGACACUACCUUCAAGGACAAGCUGUACGCCCAACAUCUUGGCAAAACCAAGGCGUUUGAGAAGCCCAAGCCUGCCAAAGGCAAGGCAGAGGCCCACUUCUCCCUGGUGCACUACGCCGGCACGGUGGACUACAACAUCACUGGCUGGCUGGAGAAGAACAAGGACCCCCUGAACGACUCAGUUCUUCAGCUGUAUGGGAAGUCCUCAGUCAAACUUAUGGCUACCCUGUAUGUCGCUGCCCCACCUGAGGGUAAGACUAGCAUCACAUCAAAAUAUUUAAUUUAGCAUUAGUUACA
Molecule: messenger RNA, 2030 nt
Organism: Coregonus clupeaformis (lake whitefish)
Lineage: Eukaryota; Metazoa; Chordata; Actinopteri; Salmoniformes; Salmonidae
Product: myosin heavy chain, fast skeletal muscle-like
Exons: 16
Coding region: 88-2019 (643 amino acids)
Biological process (GO): vesicle transport along actin filament; actin filament organization
Cellular component (GO): vesicle; actin cytoskeleton; myosin complex
Molecular function (GO): microfilament motor activity; actin filament binding; ATP binding
Source: RefSeq, a predicted model, not a curated record